This is a messenger RNA of Calliphora vicina (urban bluebottle blowfly), 7927 nucleotides long. RefSeq names its product lateral signaling target protein 2 homolog. Gene Ontology annotation, molecular function: metal ion binding. The transcript is spliced from 5 exons. The coding region runs from base 1081 to 4554 and encodes 1157 amino acids. Gene Ontology annotation, cellular component: early endosome membrane. The record is from RefSeq and is a predicted model, not a curated record. NCBI's taxonomy places the organism in Eukaryota, Metazoa, Arthropoda, Insecta, Diptera, Calliphoridae.
UUUAUAAGUAGCACACACUAAACAUAUACCACACGGCCUCGAAUUCAUUGUGUGAUUGUGUUCCAAUUUUUAACCAACUAGACUCCGCCUAUUUGCCUUUAUUAUUACAAAAUUCACGAGAAAAAUUACAAUAAUCAACUGCGUACAUUAAAAUUAAGUUGUUCUAACUAACAAUAUGUUUAAACAAAUUCAAAUAAAAUUGAUAUUGAAAUCAAUGAAAAUGUAAAAAUAAAAAGCAAAAGAAAAAAACAUCAACCAAGUUGAAAAGGAAAGAAAACGUCCAAGUGAGAGUGUUUUUCACCUGGCUUAAGCCAACAAACCACAACGAAAAGCAAUAAAAAAGCAGGAGAAUAGAAAUAAGAGGAAGAAAAUAAAUUUAUAUGAGAUUUAUUGUUGUUGUUGGUGGAGACCAACGCGAUAAACAAGUCAGGAGUAAAGGGGGGCUAACUGAUGAUGAUGAUUAUUGUGUGAGCGCUACUACAACGACGACGAUAACGAACAUGCUUGUGCUAGUGUAGUGGAGAGAAUUAUUUGUUAAAAAGCAUUUUAAAAAAAGUGUGUUGUAUGUUUCACGAAAAUGAAAAAAAUUAAACACAAAAUUCAAGCUGGUUGAUUCAUUUGUAAAUUGAUUUCAAAUCACAAAGUUGUUAUUGUUUUAAAAGGAGAAAAAUUGCUUAAACAAAUAAAGAAAUAUAAAUAAAACGUAUUUUACUGGUGAUUUAAUAAAGAAAUAAAUUUGUAACAAAAGUGUAAAAAGAAAAGAUUCGAAAAAAAUAAAUAAAAUUAAUACGUGAUACAUUUUUUAAAUAUAUUUACGAAAAAUAUAAAGAAAAAAAUAAAACAACUUGUUCAAUAGUUGGUUUUUUAAAGUUUCUGACCUAAAACAAAAGAAAAAAAAAAUUGUGAUUAACAAUGUUUGUUGAUGUGUGCUAAAAAAGGAAAAUCAACAACAGCAACAACAGUAAUCACAAUUAUAAAGUGAUCUUCAUUUGUAAUCAACUCCUUUGUAGUUGUUGUUACUUUUUUUAUUACAUAUAAUUAUUGUUGCUGUGUUUGCAAUUCCGUCAACUUUCAAUAAAAAUGGAAACAUUACUUAAAUGGUUAAAUAAGCCCAAGGCUGACGAUAAAUCGCUAUUGGCUCGGUUUUUUCAUGCAGAUCGGGCUCUAGCUGCCGUGGCUAGUGAAUUAGAUAGUUUCGAUGGACGAGCCGAGCCCGAUAGAUGUUCACGUUUGGUAUCCAGAUUACGCCAGGGACAGGAUAAGGUAUUGGCCAUUACCAAUUUGAUCAUCGAAGAGUUGUUGGGCGAUGAACGUGAUCAACGUGCAUUUCGUGCCAAGUUUCCCGAAGAAGUUUUGCAAGAAAAUUUAGCUGGCCAAUUGUGGUUUGGUGCUGAAUGUCUUGCCGCUGGUUCAUCGAUAAUGAAUCGUGAGCAAGAGAGUAAAGAAAUGCGUCCCUUAGCCGAAGCAGUAACUCGUAGUCUGAAUAAUGUACGUUAUUUGCUGCGCGAUCAGUGUUUGCGUAAUAAUGUGCCGAAUAGCGAGCGCUUGAAUUUGGAUAAAAACGAUGCGGCCACCGAACAGUUGUAUGAGAGUUUAAAACGUUUCGAUCGUUUGUUUGCUGAGUUCGAAUGGCGCUAUGUGAGCGCCAUGGUUCAAGUGAAAUCGAAGGAGGAAUAUGAAAUGCAAGAAUUAAUAUGUGUUCUAUGCUCGGAGACAUUGCAGAGAGCUUUAAAGCUGGGCCUGUUGGAGCAGGAUAAAGUUGAUGCAUUUGAUCCGGCCUUAAUGUUUUCCAUACCAAGGCUGGCCAUUGUUUCGGGUCUGGUUAUAUAUCCCGAUGGUCCACUUAACAUGGAUAUGCCGGCCGAACAAUUGUCCGAAAUGUUUCGGCCUUUUCGAGCAAUUUUGCUAAAAGUUCGUGAUUAUUUGCGAAAUCUUAAUGAAACUGAAUUGUAUUAUUUGGAACGUUUAUUGUGUACGAAUGAGGAAAUCAGUUUAAAGGACACUUUAAACUCAAAAGAUGCUGCCCCAGUAGCUGCCGACAAUAAUAAUACCAAAAGUAGCAAAUAUAGUGAAAAUUCUCCCAAUGAAAAUGCCGAGAAUGCGGGUUCACUGAAAACCACCACAACUACCUCUAAAUUGCAGCACAAGUCAUCUUCUACGUCGUCUUCAUCGUGUAAAACAUUCAAAACAAAACCAACGAGAAGAGCUGACAGUCCUUCGCCAGCACCGUCCACAAGCAGUAGUUCAUCGUCUGAUGACUGUUCCACCUACAAUACGCCCGUGUCAUCAACACCUUCCUCGCCUAGAUCUACGCAUUCAUUGGUUUCAACUACAUCAGUUGGCAAUGAGAGUAAUGGCACCACCUCUCCCGACAGUUGGAUCGAUGAUGACGACGACGACGACGUUGACGACAACAACGAUGAAGAAGGCGACUUAGGUAAAGAUAAUUUCUUGGUGGCACGCGACGAUGAUGAUGAUCAUUAUGCGGACGAUGAUGAUUCUGAUAUUAAUGGUGACGUUGACAAUGAAAGAAGCGAAAAUGAAGACCAUGAUGAAGGGAAUGAGAACAUUUAUAAUUAUGAGAGUGUAGUAGAAGGGAUCAUUAAUCUGGAAAAUACAGUAGAUCAGCUUAUAAAUCUGGAAAUGGCCUCGGCUGAUUGUGCCACGGGUUAUUUAAUUUCCAAUACUACUUUGGGUAAUUUGUUACAACCCCAAGAGGUGCCUUUAACCGAUAAUUUCAUAGUCAGUGAUUCUGAUUUGCCUGCAAAUGAGGAUGAUUUGAAUGACAACGUGGAUGUGGAACUGCCUAGUACCAGUGCCAAGGCCUUAACCGGCACAACCAGACAACAACAACAACAAAUGGAAAAAGAAAAUCACGAUAAUAAUAAUUCUGCCACCACAGCUAGUUUAAGUUUACAGGACUCUGAAGAAAUCUCUGUAUCACAACAAAGUUCCACUAAUAAUCCUUCCUCCGAAACGACUACCACAACAACAUCGUCGUGUACACGACGCAGACGUUACAGCAGCGAUCAGCAGCACAGCAGUAAGUCUCAGACCCAACAAGUCUGUACUAAAGAUCACACACGAUCUCAUCGUCAUCACCAUAGACAUCAUCACCAUCAUCAUCAUCACAACCAUCAUACACAUUCAACACCGUCAACGACCAAUCGCAACAGCAGUACAAUCCAGCCCAACCAAAGUCAUCACAGGCAUCGUGCGCAUCAUGUCCAUGCACACGGUCAUGGUCACCAUCAUCGUCGACCACAUCGUCAUGGUGGCGAUAAACCACAACAUACAUCAGCGCUACAAUGCGAUGAAUGUGUGGCUGGUGGCAGCAGUAGUGCAACUAAAGAUGAUUCUACUAUCGAGCAUAGUAAAGUUAAAUCUUCGAUUGGUGUUUUGGACAUAGAAACUCCCUCGUCGUCAUCAUCGUUGCUGGAUGAUAAUAAAUCGACUGUUAGGUUGUCGGGGAGAACGAAAUUUAAACACACGGAAAAUUUACUACAUCGUCUGUUUGUGUGUAUUGCCGGCGUUGCCGAUCAAUUGCAAACAAAUUUUGCCUUUGACUUGCGUCAAAUACUGCGUAGUGUUUUCCUAAUGAACAUGUCACCGGCUCAAGAAGAGUUGGACAUACCCGAAAAGCCCAAAGAUAAUGAAUUGUUUGAGUUUAGGGCUUCCGAAAAUGAUGUGAUACAAGAGAGUGCCGGUUCCAGUCAAAGUAUUUAUUCGGCCGAAGAGGUCAAUCCCGAGGGUGAUAAUCAAUCGAACAGUAGCAAUGGCAGCAGCAGUAGCAGCAACAAUACGAGCAGUAGUAGUAAUGAAGGCAAUAGAGCCUAUCGCCAUUCUACGGGUACGGCGGUAACUACUACUACUAAUGCUGUAAUGAAUGACGAUACAGCCGCUGCUAAUCAACGACAACAAAUCGAGCGUAGUCGUAGUCUAGAUAAUCAAGAAUGCCCCACAACAAUUGUCGCUCAACAAACACAACAAAGACAGCAAUUACGUCAGCAGCAUCAUCAUAAUCAUGUAUUUCGCAAUCGCUAUAAUUCGACUGGCAGUAAUUCGCCCUCAAUAUCAUCUUCGGAAAAUAGUUCACCCAUUUGUGAACGUUCCACAAAUACAACGAACCGCAGAGUAUCAGAAUCGAAUGCCAAUUCGAUACAACAGCCGCAACAACAGCAAAUAAAUACAACAUCUCCGGUACACUUGUCACCACCCGCCUGGAUACCAGAUCAAAAGGCUCCACGCUGUAUGUCCUGUAACACUCCAUUUACUGCAUUUAGACGUCGUCAUCACUGCCGUAAUUGUGGUGGUGUAUUUUGUGGUGUUUGUUCGAACAACUCCACGCCUCUACCAAAAUAUGGUCUCACCAAAGCGGUACGCGUUUGUCGUUCCUGUUAUGCCCAUGAACUUAGUUCGUCUGCUCUCAAUCAAAAUCACCAUCAUAACCAUAACCACCACAAUAACCACCACUCUCAGUUAGUUAGUCAAGCAACAACAAACACAACCAACAACGAACCUCGUUUACGUCGUCCUGCUAGAGCUAUUAAUUAGUAGAGAAAUUUUAUACAAACAUUUUGUGUGUUUUUUUUUAUUAUUUAUAUGAUUAAUUAUAGUAAUAAUUAAUAUUGUUUGAUAAUAUUACAAUUAUUAUUAUUAUUCCUUUCAGUUUUUAUUUGUGCGUUGCAGUUUGGUAACAAAGUUAUUAAAUUUUUUUUUAUUUGUAUAUAAAAUAUUUUAGAAAAUUUCACUAAAUUUUUGGUGCUGAAAAAUUUAAAUUUUUAUUUUAAUAUAUUUUUUUUUUUAAAUUGUAAAUUUUGUUGAAAUGAUUACGUAUAUUUUUUUUUAAAUAAUGUAUUAUAACAAUUUUCACAAUUAAAAUAUUGAAUACCAUGUUUUUCGCUAACAUUUUUUUUUUCGAAAUUUCAAAAUUUUUAAUACAGAUAAAACUUCGUAUACGAAAUUUUCAAUAUAUUCAAAUAAAUUUUCAAAAUUUAAUUUUAUUAAUUUUCGCAAUUUGAUUCGAACAUAAAAUAUGUAAUUCAAAAUUUAUUUUCGAAAUUAAUUUUCUUGAAAAUUUUUAUUUAUUAUUAAAUUCAAUUUUUAGUCUGCCAAUAUUAAGAUAAUUGUACAAUUCACAAAAAAAACAAAGCAAUUACAAAAUUAUACACAUACAUCGAUUCAUCAAUACAACAACACCGGUUGUGACAAAUGUUUCAACAAUAUUUCAAUAUUUUCAAAGUAAAAUUAUGGAAAACUAUUUACAAAAUAAUCAUUCAAUUCGAUUCAAAGGAACACAUUGUCGAAUUAUAAAUUCGAAAUUCAUAUAUAUUGUUUUAUACACACAAAUUUUGAAUAUUUUUAAAUUGUAACUCAAUUCGAAAAUGAAAAUGUUCGAGUUUGCAUGUUAAAUACACUGUACUUCGAAAGAAUAUCCUUUCGAAUCAAAUGAUAAAGUAAAGCCCCUAAUUAUUAUAAAAAAAAUUUUCAAAAUGUGUUCUAUUUGAAAUAUUGGGUCGGAAUAUAUGUCUGUAUGUGUGUGAUUUAUAAAUGAAGAUUUAAAUUUUACCCAAAAUUAUAUCUGCAAUUUUCAAUAUUUUUUAAUUCAAUUAAAAUAUUUUUUAAUUUUAUGAAAAAUUUUAUUUUUUCAUAUAUCGUUAUUUUAAUAACGAUAUCAUAUUUUAUGACAAUUUUAAUAGAAGAAAUUUGAAUACGAAAUUUUCGUAAUUUUUCUUCAAAUUUGAAUACGAAAUUUUCAUAUUUUUUUUUCGAAAUUUCUAAAUUUUUAUCCAGACACAAUUUCGUAUACGAAAUUUUCAAUAUAUUCAAAGAAAUUUUCCAAAAUUUUAUAUUUUAACAAAAUUUCGAAAUCAAUAAAACUAAAAUUUUAUUUUAAAGUAAUCAAUGCUUCGAAUACGAAAUUGUAAUUUAAAAAUUGUUUUCGAAAUUAGAAUAAUGUUUUCUACAAAAUGUAUGUUUAUGUCAGAGCUGUAAAUGAAUCAUUAAUUUUUGAAUUAAUUCGUGAAUCAUUCACACAAAAAAAAAUGAAUUGAAUGAAAGUUGAGUCAAUUCAAAUAAAUUUUGGUAAAAAUGAAUUACAAUUCAUUUCCAAUUCAAAUGAAUUGCAAUUCGUUUCCAAUUCAAUUGAAUUUGUAGAACGAAUUUCAAUUCAUUUCUAAUUCAAAUGAAUUAGUCAAAGUGAAUUGCAAUCAUUUCCAGUUCAUUUGAAUUGAUUUUUAAUUCAAUUCAUUUUACAGAUUUAUUUGAAUUGGAAAUAAAUUUAAAUUCAUUCAAUUCUCUUUGUUGUGAAAAAAUUAAUUCAAAAUUUAGCUAAUUCGUAACGAAUUCAAAACAAAAAAGAAUAAUUCAUUUACAGUUCUGGUUGUAUUAUUAUAUUAAAUUUUUAAUUUGCUUAUACUAAGAUAAUGUUUCAUUAAUUUCAAUAUUUUCAAAGUAAAGUUUUUGUGAAUAAAAAAGAAAACAUUGUGGUAUAACAAAUUAAGCGGGGUUAUUCCCUAGACAAGCAAUCUAUCUGUAUUAAAAUAUUACUUCAUACUUAAGUUUUGAAUGUUUUGUAAACUGGCGAAAAUAAUAAUGUUCAAAUUUGUAUAUUGUUUUUGAAUCGAAUGACAAAGUAAUCCUCUAAUGAUUAUGGAAAAUUGAAUUCAAAAAGAAAUUAUAUGAAUAACAUUUGGAAAUUAUAAAAUGUUUUAUGUUGAAUCGAAUUUUUUAGUGGAAUCGAAACACAUUUUAAUAUUGGCAAAUAUAUGCAAAUUGUUUGACAAUCAAGGUUUUGAUAUUAAAUAAAAAUUUUAUAGAUAUCUUUUUUAGAUCUGGUGACAUGUUAAACAUUGUCUGCUUUUACACAGGGCAAUUUUUCUUGCGCAAGUCUAGAGUUUAUAGGAGAGAGAGGCAAGAAGAAAGAAGAGGGGUACACACUUGCUUGUACUGGCAAGUCUCUUCAAUUCUCUUUUGUUUUCUCAUUUUCAAUAUGGCGUCUAUUAGGUUUUGACAUACAAAAUUGCUCACAGACUUGCUGUGUGUAAACAGACGAGCAAGUUUAAAAAGGAAUCGACGAGACUUGCUUCAAGUAAACUUGCCCUGUGUAAAAGCAGACAUUGAAAUAUAAGAAAAAUUUUGAAUUUAAAAUGGAAAUUUCCUAGAUAAGAGUAUGAAUAUAAAUAAGUUAAAUAGCUAUUUUUGAAACUUAAACAUUUCGUUAAAACUAUUUUAUAUAUUUUUUAUUUUUGUAUUAAAAAUCUUGCAAAUAACAUCUAAAUGAAUUAAGCAAAUCAAAAAUCAAUUGAAAUUUUCUAAAAUAUUGUAUACAUUCAUUAACUUACAAGUGAAUACAUACAUAUGUGUUGAAAAGUUUUCUUUAAUUACAUUACAAUAAUCUGUAAAUUAUUAUUGUUUUAAAAGCAACAGUCAUUGUCGAUUAUUACAUAAUUAUCAUCUCUCAAAUAUUAUUUGGGUUUUGGGUUUUAAAUAUUUCUUCUUUUCUUUUCACUCUCUUCUCUCUCUCCUUAAGCUUUAUAAAUGUGUUAUUUUUUUGUUUUGUAUAAUUUUCUAAUAUUAUUUCAAUUUAUUAAACAUAAAAACAACUUGUAUACUAAUUUACAUUAUAGCUUAAAUACAAUUUACAAUUGUUUCGUUUUUGUUUUCUUUUUUUUAUUAUUAUAAUAAUUAUUAUUUUAUUUUUAUUUAAUAGGACUUUACACAAUAUGAAAAUGUGUAGUAAAAUGUUUAGUGUAUUUUAGUGAAAAACAAAACAAACCAACAAAAAAAAAAAAAAAACUGAAAAAAUGUAUGUAUAAUCUUAAAUCAAUGUGUAUAUUUACUUUUUUACAUAAGACAAUUAGACAAUAACAAAUUAAAAUUUGUUGUAAAACUUAUUAAAAAAAAAAAUUAAUUAAAAAAACUAUAA